Messenger RNA from Mercurialis annua (annual mercury), 903 nucleotides. RefSeq lists its product as uncharacterized. The record is from RefSeq and is a predicted model, not a curated record. Gene Ontology annotation, biological process: DNA integration. Gene Ontology annotation, molecular function: nucleic acid binding. The transcript is spliced from 3 exons. Lineage: Eukaryota; Viridiplantae; Streptophyta; Magnoliopsida; Malpighiales; Euphorbiaceae. The coding region runs from base 1 to 903 and encodes 300 amino acids.
AUGAAAAAGUACUACGUGUACCACCGAGUUGCUACCCCUUAUCAUCCACAAACAAGUGGCCAAGUUGAGGUCUCAAAUCACGAGUUGAAGCAGAUCCUAGAAAAGACGGUGAAUGGGACUCGAAAAUAUUGGUCUCUCAAGUUGGAUGAUGCCUUAUGGGCCUACUGCACGACACUUAAGACACCACUCGGUAUGUCACCUUAUCGAAUUGUGCAUGGUAAAGGGUGUCACUUGCCGGUUGAAUUGGAACACAAGGCCUAUUGGGCGAUUAAAAAGUUGAAUUAUGACUUUAAGGCGGCGGGUGAGAAGCGUUUCUUGCAACUCAAUGAGUUGGAUGAAUUCCAAUUCGAUGCUUAUGAGAAUGCCAAGCUUUAUAAAGAGAGAAAAAAGAAAUGGCAUGACGCUCACAUCUGGCCAAAGUCUUUUGAGGUAGGAGCCUUUGUGUUGUUGUACAAUUCGAAGUUGUGGUUGUUUCCGGGAAAAGUGAAAUCUCGGUGGAGUGGACCUUUCAAGAUUCGGAACGUGGCGAAUCAUGGUGCCUUGGAACUUGAAAAUCAAAGGGGUGAAAAGUGUAAGGCCAACGGACACCGUUUCAAGCCCUAUCAAGGACCUUUAACGGAUCAAAUAGGCGAAAAAGCUUAUCUCGCCCCCCUUUCGAAAAGUGAAAAAUGGGCAAAAAGUAAAAAUCCGAAAAAUAUAAAAUGGUUCGAAGCAAAAACACAAGUAAUCGCCCUAUCCGCUCAACCAAGGGGCGAUGAAGAGCCCGAGUUAGCACCACUUCCACCUACCGGAAGACCACGCAAAGCCCGUGUCUCUAAAGUUACCACUUCAAGGGCCGCCGCUACUACUUCCGGGGUUCUACCAACAACCACGGCGGGAGUAACUCGUCAUUUUAGCAUUUGA